CGGCGGUCACGUUCACCAACCCACUCAAGACGUGACCGUGACCGUGAUCAUCAUUCCAAACGCCGAAGUCGAUCUCCAGCUCCAGUACAACUGCCCUUGAACGCGCGUGCUCUUGUCAAACAUGAUUUGAAACAGUUCAAACGAUUGUUCGCCCUAUACCUUGAUAUUCAGAAGCAGAUCGACAUAUAUGAAUUGGACGAGACUGAGAUCAAAGGUAGGUGGAAGUCAUUCAUGGGCAAAUGGUUAGNNAAUCGCGCCGAGCUAGCAGAAGGCUGGUAUGACCCUGUGACCAAGGAGAAAGCCGACCGCGCUGCUUCUGAAGCAAAGACCACGCGCCGCAGUCCGCCGUCGAGAAAGCAACCAGAACAAGACCAUCGCCAGCAUGAUCAACAAGCAGCUGCGGACCAGAACGAUAGCGAUGACGAAUAUGGGCCUCCACUGCCGACUAAUGCAAGUCGUGUUGGACCUACAGUACCAUCCAUCCAAGAUCUCCAAUACAGAAAUGGUAGGCUUCAAUGUNAACUUGCCGAGGAAGACGAUCUCGCUCGCCGACAAGACCUACGUUUCGACCGCAAGAUGGACCGCAAACUACAAAAGGAGCGCUUAGNNAAGAACUCAACCCACGCGCCGAACCCCGGCUCGCGCGAACGUCAACUCGAAAAGAAGCGCGAGAAAGCUGUCGCCAAUCGUGCCUUCCGGGAGGAAAAAUCUCCAGGAGCCGAGGAAGUUGGCGAGAGUGACCUCAUAGGCGGCGAGGAUGGCAUCAAGGCUCAUAUCCAAGCCACC
This is a messenger RNA of Aureobasidium musti, 786 nucleotides long. The record is from the annotation of a GenBank genome assembly. Lineage: Eukaryota; Fungi; Ascomycota; Dothideomycetes; Dothideales; Saccotheciaceae.